AUGGAGUCGUUCAUGAACGCAGGCUCCGCGCCAGCCCCAUCCGCGGCGAGGCCGCACGUCGUGCUGCUGGCCAGCCCCGGCGCCGGCCACCUCAUACCGCUGGCCGAGCUUGCGCGGCGGCUCGUGGAGCACCACGGCUUCGCGGCCACGAUCGUCACCUUCAGCGGCCUCUCCGACUCAGAAGCCCUCCCCAGCGGCAUCCCUACCUCCGUCUCCACCGUCGCGCUCCCGGCCGUCAAGAUCGACGACCUCCCCGCCGACGCCCUCCGUGGCAGCGUGCUCGUGGAGCUCAUCCAUCGCUCCCUCCCCAGCCUCAGCACCUUUCUCCGCUCCAUCGGCUCGACCACUCCGCUCGCCGCGCUGGUUCCGGACUUCUUAUGCUCCGCGGCGCUGCCCCUCGCGGUCGAGCUAGGCGUCCCGUGCUACGUGUUCAUCCCCAGUAGCCUCACCAUGAUCUACCUGAUGCGCCGCGUCGUGGAGCUCCACGACGACGCGGCCCCUGGCGAGUACCGCGACCUCCCGGAGCCUCUCGAGAUCCCCGGGGGCUUGUCGCUGCGCCGCGCAGACCUUCCGGUCCCGUAUCGCGACUGUAACGGGCCGGCUUACGCGCAACUGCUCCGGGGAGGCCGGCGAUACCGCCGUGCCGACGGUUUUUUGACGAACACCUUCUACGAGAUGGAACCUGCCAUGGCGGAAGAGUUCAGGCAGGCGGCGGAGCAAGGCGCGUUCCCGCCGGCGUUCCCCGUGGGGCCGUUCGUCCGGUCAAACUCCGACGAGGAAACCGGCGCGUCGGCCAUCCUAGAGUGGCUUGACAGCCAGCCGACAAGGUCGGUGGUGUACGUCGCGUUCGGAAGCGGCGGAGCUCUGUCUGCGGAGCAGACGGUCGAGCUCGCCGCGGGGCUAGAGGCAAGCAGACAGAGGUUCCUCUGGGUGGUGCGGAUGCCGAGCCUGGACGGCCGGACGUGUGCCUUCGGGGCCCGCGACGAUGACGACCCAUUGGCGUGGCUUCCCGAGGGCUUCCUGGAGAGGACCAGGGGCAGGGGGCUCGCCGUGCCGGCCUGGGCGCCACAGGUGCGCGUCCUGUCCCACCCGGCGACGGCGAUCUUCGUGUCGCACUGCGGGUGGAACUCGGCGCUGGAGAGCGCGGCGUCCGGCGUGCCGAUGGUCGCGUGGCCGCUUUACGCGGAGCAGAGGAUGAACGCCGCUCUGCUGGAAGGGACCCUCGGGGUGGCGCUGCGACCGAGAGCGCGAGAGGACGGCGGCGUCGUGGCGCGCGAGGAAGUUGCGGCCGCCGUGAACGAGCUCAUGGAGGGGGAGAGUGGGCGCGCCGUGAGGCGCCGGGCCGAGGACCUGCAGCGAGCGGCGGCACGCGCGUGGUCGCCGGAUGGUUCGUCGCGCCGGGCGCUGGAGGAUGUCGCCGCCAAGUGGAAGGCGGCGCUUGGCGGGGGUCCUGAUAACCCGUAG
Molecule: messenger RNA, 1464 nt
Organism: Triticum turgidum subsp. durum (durum wheat)
Lineage: Eukaryota; Viridiplantae; Streptophyta; Magnoliopsida; Poales; Poaceae
Source: the annotation of a GenBank genome assembly